CGUCGUCGUCGUCGACGACAUUGUUACCAUUUCUAGUGUUAUCAUUCUCACGAUUACUGUGCUCAUCGUCGUCAUUUCCAUUCCUGUCGCUACAGCCGAGGGCCCACGUGGCCUGCUAAAAUGACCGCUCGUCUUCAAUCGUUGAGGCAUCAGGAGAAGAAAUCGGCCGGUAACAAUCACAGACAUCACCACCACCAUCAUCAUCAUCAUCAGCAUCAUCAACAAUCUCAACAGAACCUGCAUCAGGGACCGAGUCCGGCAGCCAGUCCCAAUCCUAGUCUUAGCCCGAGCCCUAAACACUCGGACGGUCGUCGAGCUAACAAACCACUAAUGGAAAAGCGACGGAGGGCGAGAAUCAAUCAGUCGUUGGCGGCGCUGAAAGCGCUUAUCCUCGACAGUGCCCGACUGGAGAAUACGAAGCACAGCAAGUUGGAGAAGGCUGACAUUUUAGAGUUGACAGUUCGUCAUUUACAAAGGCAAAGAUCACUUGCUCAGCCUGGUUUAUCGAGAUACAAGGCUGGUUAUCAAGAUUGCUCGAGGGAGGUAAGUCGAUAUCUCGAUGCCCCGGACAUAAUCACCGGGAAUACAACGCCGAUGGACCCUGCGGUCAAACAGAGAUUACUACGGCACUUGGAUAGUUGCGUGUCGGAAUUGGACUUGGAUCUGGGUUCGCGGCCGGAUAGCGGAUUAGGCAGCAGUCCCGGAAGCGUAACGGAUCGAGUGACGGGCGCGGGAAGUCCCGGUCCGUUGGAGCAUCACGUGCCAUCGACCGCACACUGCAGUACAGCUCUGAAUCCGGCCGGCUUGAUCAAAGCGGAGAUUCCAGAUGUCGAGCCAGCCAGGCCGGAUAGUAGUACUAUUGCGGGCGACGAAAACAACAAUAAUAGCAGCAGCAGUACUAGUGGGAACAGCCGGCCAACUUCUGCCUUUGGUCAACUUAAUCCCGGCGGUAGUCUCGAUUCUCUUCAUCACCCGCCACCUCCACCUCCACCCCCACCUCCACCGCCUCCUCCACCGCCACCUCCCCCAGGCAUACCGAUCAUCGAUCAUCAGGCUUCCAGUUCUCAACAGAAUUCGAACAUGUUGUCGGUUGUGCAAGUGAUACCAUCGAGAUUACCCGACGGACAGGUUGUUUUCCUGCUUCCUAGUCAUUACGUGCAACUAGCAGCAGCCGCCGCUGCGAACGGCAUUAGUAUCGGUCCAAAUCCACCCACGGCCAUUUGGGCUGCCACUAAUAUGUCUUUGCUCAAAGCCACGGAUAAACUCGCGAAAAGACCCCACGAGGAUGUGCACGAGUGGCAGGAUGCGACUUCUGUUGCCGCUAAUGCUGCUGCUGCCGCGGUCGUCGUGGCUGCCGCUGCCGCCGCCGGCACCACCGUCACCGGCACCGCUACCGCCACGUCCGCCAACGCUUCCGUCUCCGCUUCCGUUUCCGCAUCCGCCCCCGUUUCUAUCUUUACUACUACGAACAUCAUGCCCGGUCCAAAGCCUAGCAAAAGUCCAAGACUCGAACAACCGGAACAACCGCUCGAUUUUACCACUACCUCCAAAAAACUGAAACUCGGUAGUACUGUGGGAAGAACCGAUACUAUUAAUAACGCAGAGCACAAUGUUCAACAACAACAACAACAACAUUUCACGACACGAUUAUCCACGGAAGGAACAAUUCCGCACGAAGACAGACCGUCCAGUCAUACCAGCAGUAACGACUUUGUCACAGGAAUCCCUUCGCCGUCUCCACUACCCCAACAGCCUAUAAGAGACGAAGAAGGAAUGUGGAGGCCUUGGUGAAUCGUGAGUGAUGAAAGCGUUGGUGAACAAUGAAUUCGUAAAUACUUAUCUGUCGCCAAUUUGUUUCAUUCUGGGAACCGACGAACGCGAAACUUGAGAAAACACGCGAA
This is a messenger RNA of Dufourea novaeangliae, 1901 nucleotides long. It is a transcript of the gene Sidpn, whose product is annotated as protein hairy-like. The coding region runs from base 121 to 1791 and encodes 556 amino acids. Gene Ontology annotation, molecular function: protein dimerization activity; DNA-binding transcription factor activity, RNA polymerase II-specific; RNA polymerase II cis-regulatory region sequence-specific DNA binding. The record is from RefSeq and is a predicted model, not a curated record. Gene Ontology annotation, biological process: regulation of neurogenesis; anterior/posterior pattern specification; regulation of transcription by RNA polymerase II. Gene Ontology annotation, cellular component: nucleus. NCBI's taxonomy places the organism in Eukaryota, Metazoa, Arthropoda, Insecta, Hymenoptera, Halictidae. The transcript has 3 exons.